AUGAAAAUGUUGUCUAGGAAAGCUAGUUGUGAUUCUCAUGGACAAGACUCUUCCUACUUCCUAGGGUGGCAGGAAUAUGAGAAGAAUCCUUAUCAUGAAGUUCAAAAUCCUAACGGAAUCAUUCAAAUGGGACUCGCAGAAAAUCAGCUUUCGUUUGAUCUUCUUGAGUCUUGGCUUGCAAGCAAUUCAGAUGUACUGGGGUUGAAACGAAAUGGAAGAUCAGUAUUCAGAGAACUGGCUCUCUUCCAAGACUAUCAUGGCUUCCCUGCUUUCAAGAAUGAAUUGGUGGAGUUCAUGGCAAAAUUAAGAGGGUAUAAAGUAGCGUUUGAUCCUAACAAGCUCGUGCUUAUGGCGGGUUCAACUUCUGCGAAUGAGAUUCUAAUGUUCUGCCUUGCUGAACCUGGUGAAGCUUUCCUUCUUCCUACUCCAUACUACCCAGGGUUUGAUAGAGAUCUUAAGUGGCGGACUGGGGUUGAAAUUGUCCCGAUACAUUGCUCGAGUUCAAAUGACUUCAGAAUUACUGCGUCGGCUUUGGAGGAAGCCUAUCAACGAGCCCAAAAACUCAAUUUAAUAGUUAAAGGGGUGUUGGUCACAAAUCCUUCGAACCCUCUUGGCUCGACCAUGAACCGGGACGAGCUUAACCAUCUUAUUGAUUUUGCUAUCAAGAAAGAAGUCCAUAUAAUAAGCGACGAAAUUUAUUCAGGAACCGUCUUUGACUCUCCCUCCUUCAUAAGUAUCACAGAAGCUGUAAUGGAGAAACAUGUUGAUCACGAGACUGACUUAUUGGACCGCAUUCACAUUGUUUACAGCCUCUCAAAGGAUCUUGGUUUGCCGGGAUUUCGAGUGGGAAUGAUUUACUCUAACAAUGAAACAGUUGUUGCCGCAGCUACCAAAAUGUCGAGCUUUGGGCUCGUUUCUUCUCAGACUCAGUUUUUACUCUCCAAUAUGCUCUCCGACAAGAAAUUCACUAGCAAAUACAUAAAGGAGAAUCAAAGGAGACUCAAAAAGAGAAAGGAUAUGCUUGUUUCCGGCCUUCGGAGUGCUGGGAUUGGGUGUGCAAAGAGCAAUGCCGGAUUGUUUUGCUGGGUGGACAUGAGGUACCUAUUAAGGUCCGACACAUUUGAAGCAGAAAAAGAGCUUUGGAAAAGAAUUAUUUUUGAAGUUGGGUUGAACAUCUCUCCCGGGUCUUCUUGCCAUUGCUCUGAGCCGGGCUGGUUCAGGGUGUGCUUUGCAAACAUGUCCCAAGAAACAUUGAAGGUUGCAAUACGACGCAUCGAGGCCUUCGCAGAAUCAUCGAGCACCGCCUCUGGCAAAGAAAAUCUCAGCCACCAGAGAAGUGUUCGUAGUUCAAGAAGGUCACUUUCCAAGUGGGUUUUUCCAAUAUCAUCAUAUGAUGAUCAUGAACCAGCCGACCGUUAG
Juglans regia (Persian walnut) is the source of this 1419-nucleotide messenger RNA. Its product is annotated as 1-aminocyclopropane-1-carboxylate synthase 3-like. NCBI's taxonomy places the organism in Eukaryota, Viridiplantae, Streptophyta, Magnoliopsida, Fagales, Juglandaceae. Gene Ontology annotation, molecular function: pyridoxal phosphate binding; transaminase activity. The transcript is spliced from 4 exons. Gene Ontology annotation, biological process: amino acid metabolic process; biosynthetic process. The coding region runs from base 1 to 1419 and encodes 472 amino acids. The record is from RefSeq and is a predicted model, not a curated record.